UUCGUUCUACAUUUUUGCUUCUCAGUCCGAUUUCGAACUUUUUACGCGACGGGGCAACAAUUACAAGAAAAGUGAAAACUUUGGUUCAAAAGGAAAAUUUUCAUCUCAGUACGGUAGAUAGGGUAGUGCGGCACUCGAAAUUGGUUAUUGAGCAGAAAGAAGUGCCCGCUAGGCUUGCGGGAAGCCUUUCGGAAGUGGCUGUGCGAAUAAUGGCCACAGAGAUGCAGCAAAUGUGAAAGUUAUUUUUUCUUAUCCACUGGCCGAAAGAAAAAUAUAAGAAGUCCUCUCUCAUCAUUUUUUGACACGGGAAGAGAAAGAGGAAAGGGAAGUGCAGCAGCAGUGAAGAGAAUAAAAUCAGUGUCGUGGCCCUGAAGAUUGACGCGACAGGUAGGAGGCUCGAUUCUUCCGGAAGGUUUUCUCAAGCUCAAGGAUUCGAAAGUCUGAAUCAGAAUGUCGGUGGUUCGUACCAAAGUCCUUGGGCUGGUGGACGUCAUAAUGCGCGUCCCAAGUCUGUUCAUCAUUGAUGAAAUCCUCAAGAUUAGCAUGGGACUGCCAAAUUCGUCCCCAACGGCCACCGUAGUCUCCGUUCCAUCAACGGCCAGUUCGACAGCAGCUGUAGGGGAACCGGAAUCGCUGGUCAAUGCAACCCUAAAUGCCACUUUGAAUGCGGCGACCGCAGCUGCUACGGAUUUUCUGACGGGGGGCUCCGGAAUGGAAGGACCGGACGCGGACAAUGCCCUCCGAGAUGAUAUUGAGUUCUAUAAGUUUAUUUCGCUGACGACGCUCAAAUUUCUGCUGUGCCUAUUUGGCUGCAUCAGCGCUGCGUGCGUAUUCAUGCUGUGGACACGGCACCUAGUCAUAGUUUACAUGUACAUAGUAUCGGUAGGCCUCAUCUUUCUAUCCUACUGGAGUAAUGUUUCAGCCCUAUCGGUAAUAUCGGAUGGGCCGAGUCUGCUGGAGGAUAUUCUGUCCCUCAACAUGGAACGACUAUUAGAUCCCGGAGGUGUCGCCCUUUCUAUACUACCCCAUCUGCUGGCACAGUGGCUGAUGGGGGUUAUUUUUGCAUACAUUCAUCUUGGACCAAAAUACAAAUUUAUUCAGAAAGCGUUACCAUUUAGCUUCCUGAUGCCACUAUUCCUGGCGAUGCUACCGCUGCCAACGGUGGUGCUUAAACAUUCCCCCGCGUUCGCCGCCAUUUUGCCGUUAGUGUUGUCAAAGAUCGCUCUUUGGAGCUCAUCAUUCGAUGUAGUCAAAACUAUCCUAAAUGGCUAUCAGCACGCUCGUAACUUUGCUAGCAAUUUUGGCAUCUCAGCUCUUAUAGAAAACGAGUGGCAAAGACUGAAUGUGCCCUGUGUUUUAAGAGCAUUUUGGACCAUCCGGUUAUCCGAACAGCUGAUAAGCCUGCUCGUGAACUCAGAUGUACCACUAAGGUUUGCAGCAACUGUUCAAAGCUUACUCGUCAGUGGUUGUGAAACGUUGACUGCUGUGCUCGGAAUGACCAGCAUCAUAUCCCUAAUCUGUCACUACAUCGGCAAAGCUUUUCAACUGUUCCUUCUGUCGGAGGACUAUGACGAAGACAAAUCGAUAGGAACGGUUUCGGCGAUACUUUUCUAUAUCCUAGCUCUGCAGACGGGCCUUACUUCGCUAUCGCCGGACAAACGAUUCAUUCGUUUAUGCAGAAACCUCUGUCUGCUAAUAACAGCACUGUUGCAUUUCUUGCACAACAUCGUUGCUCCAAUACUUAUGUCGCUCAGUGCUGCAAGAAACCCAUCAAGAAAACGACAUGCUCGGGCACUGAUGGUGUGCGCUUUUCUGCUGUUGACCCCCGUCGGUCUUCUCAGUGUUCUAUGGACUCGUCAUUCACCAUCGACAUGGCUGCUAGCAGUGACGGCUUUCUCAGUGGAAGUAAUAGUAAAGGUUUUAGUAAGCUUGGCUACCUACACAUUGUUCCUGUUAGAUGCUAGGCGGCAGACUUUCUGGGAAAAGCUGGAUGACUACGUGUACUAUAUUCGUGCUUUUGGUAACUCAGUUGAAUUCUGCUUCGGGAUUUUCCUCUUCUUCAACGGCGCAUGGAUUCUGAUAUUUGAAUCAGCUACCAUUCCUGUAGGCGGGGCCAUCCGAGCGUUGAUGAUGUGCAUCCACGCGUACUUCAACAUCUGGUGUGAGGCACGUGCCGGCUGGGGUGUCUUUAUGAAGCGGCGCACGGCGGUGCACAAAAUAAGCUCGCUGCCAGAAGCGACACCGCUACAGUUGCGCACUUUCGACGAUGUCUGUGCAAUUUGCUAUCAGGAAAUGACAUCGGCCAAAAUUACGCGUUGCAAACAUUAUUUCCAUGGUGUGUGCCUAAGGAAGUGGCUAUACGUUCAGGACCGUUGUCCACUGUGUCACGAAAUUAUCAUGAAUCAAGAUGGAAAGAAUGGCGAUUGUAACGGCGAACAGCCUAAUGAAGAUGAAAACGAACAGCAGACCGUCAAUCAAAUGUCCAAUUCCAAUUCAGCACCAGGUUCUUUGGGAUCGGCAAACAGCACAAAUAACGCACAAACCGAUACCUCAUCGAGUGCCACUACAUCUACUAGUUCUACUAGUAGUAACGCCAUUUCUGUGAAUAACAGCAGUAGCAGUAGUAGCACAAGCAGUAAUAGCAAUCACAGUCGGAACCAUGCGCUCACAGUGAGCGGUUUCCGAAUCCCAAAUCCCUCAUCGGUGGCAGCUUCUUCGUCAUCAUCAUCAUCAGCCGUAUCGUCGCCGGUUCCUCCUUCGGCGAGUGUGGUAUCAUCUGAAACGGCAGCAGUUACUGCAGCAGCGAUAUCACAAAUCAUCCGACAGCACCAGCUGCAACAACAACCGCAGCACCAGCCACGCUCUUCAGUGGAUCGAGAUUUUCUGGACGAACUGGAAUGAGCGAAACCUACGGCUCAGUAAGAUUGACUAGGUGUGCCGUUUAUUUAUUUUUCACAGUUUCGACGAAAGAAAUAAUUAAACGGAUAUGAGUCCUAUGUGUAUAUUUGUUUUGUGUUGCCUUUGGUGGAGGCAUUAGAAUGCAGCAAUUACGAAGACUCUUUUGAAGUCAGGAGUUGUUUUAGCCAAAUUGCGGGAUUUUUAUUUAAUAGUAAGCUGAGCGGGGGUGUAGAAUCAGUUGUUCAAAUGGAAAAGAGAGAGAUUUGAAUUGUGUAAGUUUUAUUGCAUAUCGGAAGACUAAACGAUACAUACCAGGCUAAUUGUAAUAGGUUGCGAGAGAAAACCACAGAUUGCGUGAGGUAAGAUAAAACAAAGCUGUGGGUGGUUGGAAUAGUAAUUUUCUCGGCUUGGAGAGGGCAUAUUAAAUUAUCGUACCUUGCGCAACUCUUCCUAGCGUAAUUAUUGCCUUCGGAUUGUCUUCCACGAUGUUCACAGGUAUGUGUCUGCGACUCUUAAUCAUGAUGAUCAUUUGAAACGAUUGUCGCAAAGAAAAGUUAAUGAAUAAUAACAUUUCCCAAUACUAACGCCGAAGAAUUUUACUGUCAAAAAUAUUAUGUUUCUCACUACAUAAAAUAAAGUCGCGUUCUUAAUCAAGUGUAUCGCACCUUAUUUCUUUACCCAAAUGUCAAUUUUUUAUAACACUAAUCGGAUGUGAGGUACUGGUACGAUAAAUUUUCCUUAAAAAAAUCGAACAAGACACCAUUAAUAGGGUAAAUGCAUUUUGGCCAGAGCGUUACGCGUAUAUAAUUCGGAUAUUUAUGGCAAAAUCAAAUGUCAAAGUAAAAUUAAAUUCAGCCUGUCUAAAUUACUUUAAAUAUCCUAAGCAUAAGGUCCAAUUCGAUUAUUUCUGAUUAUUCUGAGAUGUUAUUAUUAUCAAAUUCUCUUUUUCAUUUGAACGUUUUGCCAUCAAAAUUAAAAGAUUAUUUAGCAAGUGAUAUUUAUAUCAAUCUAUUUUACAUGCUGUUUUGUUGUUCUAUGCAUUGUUCCGCAAUGUGACUAAACGAACUAACACAAAUUCAGAAGGGUUGUCAUAAAGAGCAGCGGAGAAAACUAUGAAAAAUGUCUCGACAAAGCGAGAAAAGAAUGAAAUGGUAUUUCACCCACUUCAUAAAUUAUGUGUAUUCGUAGCUCAAAAAGAGAUCUACAGUUUCAGAAACGACUGAGUCUGACGCUAUUUCUAUCACCUUAUGCAUGUCUGGAAGCUCAAAAUGUAUGUUUUUCAUCUUUCAGCCUCAUUAGGAUCUUCUGUCAAACAUAUUAAUUCAACUUAAAGUGCCUUAGCGCUUCUAAAAAUAUUCAUGCAGUUUUUGUUGAUAACUUUACUUUUUUCGCGUGAUUCCGACCAUUCGUGUUAUAUGUUGAUGCAAUAAGUUAUUUUGUAGCCUACAUUAUUGAUUAAAUUUAUUUUUUUUAUUUCAAAUAGACAAAUAUAGUUUAUACUGAUAGAUUUUUUCUUGAACUGUUAAAUCAAUCAAAGCAAAUUUUACUAUAAGCAAGAAAGCAUGCUCUUAAUUUAUGAACAGCCUCUCACAUUCUUUUCUACGCUUUGUAAGUUCUAUAACAUGUUAGAUACAAUCUGUGAAAAAGUCAUUUAUGUGUAAAUAUGAAACUAUGAGUAGAAGGUAAAAGCAAAAGCAGUAAAAACUGAGAAUAUAGACGUUAAGUUCUUA
This is a messenger RNA of Aedes aegypti (yellow fever mosquito), 4628 nucleotides long. It is a transcript of the gene Trc8, whose product is annotated as protein TRC8 homolog. The transcript has 8 exons. Bases 451 to 2901 code for a protein of 816 amino acids. The record is from RefSeq and is a predicted model, not a curated record. NCBI's taxonomy places the organism in Eukaryota, Metazoa, Arthropoda, Insecta, Diptera, Culicidae. Gene Ontology annotation, biological process: ERAD pathway. Gene Ontology annotation, cellular component: endomembrane system; endoplasmic reticulum. Gene Ontology annotation, molecular function: ubiquitin protein ligase activity.